Messenger RNA from Melitaea cinxia (Glanville fritillary), 6691 nucleotides. RefSeq names its product activating signal cointegrator 1 complex subunit 3 (gene obe). Bases 78 to 6629 code for a protein of 2183 amino acids. The record is from RefSeq and is a predicted model, not a curated record. NCBI's taxonomy places the organism in Eukaryota, Metazoa, Arthropoda, Insecta, Lepidoptera, Nymphalidae. Gene Ontology annotation, molecular function: ATP hydrolysis activity; nucleic acid binding; ATP binding. The transcript is spliced from 39 exons.
UAAAACUGUUAGUAACUGUGGUUUAUAUAAAUACUAUUUUCAGUUCAUUUCAAUACUUAAACUUUUACUUUAGUAAAAUGUUGGAAUUACCAAGAAUCACCAGAGCUCUGAGAGCUCACACUCAGCUUGACAAGCCACGCAAACUAAAGCCUUCUACUGAUUUACCCACACUAUCGGUAAAAUUAUCAAAAAAUCUCCAAAGAUUUAAAUCUUUUACUGAUAUUUAUACCUACAUUAAACAAAAUGAACCAUUAUGUGAAUCAAUAAUAAGUUUACUGGAUGAUUUAAAAGAGGCUUGUAAAUCACUAACUGGGGACACAACUAAUGAUAUUAUUGAAGAUGCUGCUGUGUUAACACUGAGAAUGUUCCUCGAUCAGGACAUGGUUAUGCUAAAACAUUUGUCACAGCUACGUCAAAUGUUUGGAAAUGUCUUAUCUUCAACUGCUAAUAAAAUUUGUGAGAUAGUUACAAAUAUAUCAAGUAAUAUAUCAGACGAAACUAAAGAAUACAUAAGAACAGAGACAAAUGACACAAAGACUGUAAAACUAUGGGGUGAGAAUAUCCAAUGCCAUUACAUUCCUUACAAACCAGUUAAAAAACCAUUGGCUAAGCUUAUCAAGAAGCCAGCAACACGUGGUGCAUUUGUAACAGAUUUUUCUAUGAAAUAUAAUAACACAGCUGUUAAUAACAACAAAGAAAACAAUAUUUCAAGUUCUUCUAAACCUGCUUCCAAAUUUGGCAAAGUGUGGUUAGAAUCAAAGGUUAGUGAACUUUACGAUGGAUCUAUGGGAAUAUCAAGUGCAGAUAUUCUUCAGUCUAUCAUAACAUUACUUAAUUCUCCAAGAAGCAAUGAUGAGAUACAAAAUGAUCUAUUUGAUCUCCUAGGUUUUGAUAAAUUUGAAUUUAUAGAGGAAAUAUUGCAACACCGUAAAGAAAUUACAGAUAGUCUUAAGGCACCACCUCCUCAACCAUCUAUUGCUGAAAUUGCCUCACUUCUGCCAGAGAACAAAAUGCCACAAUACUUAUGCCAAGUUUCAGUACAAUCUGAACAAGAGAAAAUGAUAGCCAAACUUGUGAGGAAAGAAGAGAAAAAAGCAAAACACGCCAAGAGAAUCGAUGAAGAUGAAGAUGAACAGGAUAUAAAUAUCGCACAAUUGAGGGCGAAACGAGUGGCAGAACUAAGUAAACCUGUAGUACCAUUUUCUACGUCAAGGUCAUCAAGCAACGUUGAUCCUAUUCUACAAAAGAUAUCGUAUUUUCAAACAAAAGUUCAAUACCCAAAUGUAUAUGAUUCUUCGAUCAAUGCUAAGAACUCCGCAGGUUUCGUUUCCGGAUUGAAGUUAAUAUUGCCAGAAAAUGCAAUAAGAAAAGAUAAUAAAGAAUAUGAAGAGGUUACGAUACCGAAAAAUGAGCCAACGCCUUUAGAGGUCGGAAACAAGCGGGUGCCGAUAUCUGAUAUGGAUGAGAUAGGUCAAUUAGCGUUUGAAAAUAUUAAAGAACUGAAUCGUAUACAGUCUGUAGUCUUCAACACUGCCUACAACACUAAUGAAAAUCUGUUAAUUUGUGCGCCUACUGGUGCCGGUAAGACGAACAUCGCCUUGCUAACUGUUGUGCAUCAAAUAAAACAGCACAUUGAGAAUGAUGUCAUCAUGAAAAAUAAAUUUAAGAUAAUAUACAUAGCACCAAUGAAAGCGCUAGCAUCGGAAAUGACAGCCAGCUUUGGUAAGCGGCUAAAGGGCUUAGGAAUAGCCGUAAGAGAGUUAACGGGAGAUAUGAAAUUAACUAAGACAGAAGUUCAACAAACGCAGAUGAUUGUGACAACGCCGGAGAAGUGGGAUGUUGUGACAAGGAAAGGAGCCACUGAUACGGAAUUAGCGUCCAUAGUGAAGCUUCUCAUCAUAGACGAAGUACAUUUAUUGCAUGGAGACAGAGGUCCGAUAGUUGAGGCGAUCGUGGCAAGAACAUUGCGACAAGUUGAAUCUUCACAAAAUAUGAUACGUAUAGUGGGGUUGUCAGCUACGUUACCGAACUAUUUAGAUGUUGCCAGAUUCUUACGAGUAAAUCCAAAUAUCGGUUUGUUUUACUUCGACUCGCGGUUCCGGCCCGUACCCCUUGAGCAACAAUUUAUUGGAGUCAAGGAAGUUGGAAGCGGUGGGGGUGCACAUCUGAGACAGAUACAAAUAAUGAAUGAAAUAUGUUACGACAAAGCUGUGGAUAUGGUACAAAAAGGUCACCAAGUAAUGGUGUUCGUCCACGCUCGUAACGCAACGCACCAAACGGCGAUGAUCCUCAAAGAAUUGGCACAAAAAAAAGGUCAUUUGAAACAUUUUGAACCGGAAGAUUCUGGAGGUUUUCUUAAAGCUAAGAAAUCAAUUGGAAGCAGUCCUAACAAACAAUUGAGCGAACUAUUUUCGUUUGGUUUCGCUUGUCAUCACGCUGGUAUGCUUAGGAGUGACAGGAAUAUGGUUGAGAAAUAUUUUGCUGAUGGUUACAUAAAAGUCCUCGUAUGUACAUCGACGCUUGCGUGGGGAGUCAAUUUACCGGCACACGCUGUUAUAAUUAGGGGUACAGAAAUUUACGACCAAAGCCAUGGAACGUUCGUAGAUUUGAGCAUACUAGACGUGCUGCAAAUAUUCGGUCGAGCCGGAAGACCUCAGUUUGAUACUUCCGGUACCGGAAUCAUAAUAACCACGCACGAUAAGUUAACGCACUACCUCAAGUCUAUGACAAAUCAGUUUCCGAUUGAGAGUAACUUUAUCAAUCUAUUGGCUGACAAUUUGAAUGCCGAGGUUGCUUUAGGAACCGUAACCAAUAUAGAUGAAGCUGUCGAGUGGCUAAGCUACACCUACCUCUUCGUGCGAAUGAGGAUAAAUCCACAGGUAUACGGUCUGACGUACAGCGACGUGCAAGAGGAACCGAACUUAGAAACGCGACGGCGUGAGCUCAUCACUAGCGCGGCGCUACAGCUCGACCGCACGCACAUGCUGCGGUACAACGAGCGCACGGGCGACCUCAACAUUACCGACCUCGGUCGAACUGCCAGUCAUUACUACAUAACAUGUGAAACUAUGGAGGUGUUCAACUCUAUGGUCCGCAAAUCUAUGACGCAAGGGUACGUGCUCGAAAUGUUAACGAGAUGUUCUGACUUCCAGCAGCUGAAGGUCCGUAAAGAAGAACUAACAGAGCUAUGGAACCUAAAGGAUCAGUAUUGCGAGUUAAGGAUAGAAGACCCUCCUGAGGAUAUUCACUGGAAAAUCAAUAUUUUGCUACAAACGUAUUUAUCUCGAGGACGCAUUAAUGGAUCUUCCUUACAAUCUGACUUGAAUUAUAUUAGUCAAAAUGCAGUUCGAAUAGUGCGUGCGUUGUUUGAAAUAACACUACGUAAAAACAACGCAUACAUGGCAGGGCUUUACUUGAAAAUGGCAAAAAUGAUGGAACUUCAGCUAUGGGACUUUUAUAGCGAUAUGAGACAAUUUAAUUGUUUCCCUAAUGAAAUAUUAAAACACAUCGAAUAUCCCAUGCUUAAGCCAGACCAGAUAAGAGAUAUGGAUUGGAAAGAACUGGGAGAUCUCAUUCGCAAUCCGAAAACAGCGAGACAAUUGAAAAAAUGUGCAGAUGAAUUUCCUCUGUUAGAAAUGGAGGCCAGUUUACACCCUAUCACCAGAACAGUUUUGCGAAUUAGACUGACGAUAAUACCCAAUUUCAAAUGGAACGACAAAUAUCACGGUAAAGCGCCAGAGGCUUUCUGGAUUUGGGUGGAAGACCCUGAUUCGGACAUCAUGUACUACCAUGAAUACUUCCUCAUCACGAAGAAACAGGUAAUAACUAAAGAGCCUCAAGAAUUGGUGAUAACAAUACCUAUAUCAGAGCCCUUACCUCCACAGUACUACAUUAGGGCGACUUCAGAAAGGUGGUUAGGUUCAGAAAGCGUACUGCCGCUAACGUUCCAACACCUCAUACUACCAGAAACACACCCUCCACACACAGAUCUUCUAGAACUACAGCCUCUCCCAGUUACAGCACUAAACAACCCAUCGUACGAAAUGUUAUACAACUUCAGUCAUUUCAAUCCAAUUCAGACUCAAAUAUUCCACUGUUUGUACCACACGGACAAUAAUGUACUUCUGGGGGCUCCGACUGGCUCUGGAAAGACAAUUGUUGCGGAAGUGGCCAUGUUUAGAGUAUUUAAUCAAUAUCCGGGUUGUAAGGUAGUGUACAUAGCACCAUUAAAAGCGCUCGUCAAAGAACGAAUCAAGGAUUGGAAAAUAAGACUAGAAGAAAAACUUGGCAAAAAUGUUGUUGAAUUAACAGGUGACGUAUCCCCUGACAUACGAGCGAUACGAAAUUCCCACGUAAUAGUGACAACUCCUGAAAAAUGGGACGGUAUCAGUCGAUCUUGGCAGACCAGGAACUACGUGAGAGAUGUGGCUCUUAUCGUUAUAGAUGAGAUACACUUGUUGGGAGAAGACAGGGGACCGGUUUUGGAAGUUAUUGUUUCUAGAACGAACUUUAUCGAAUCCCACACCUCGCGUCGUUUGCGUAUCAUCGGUCUCUCGACGGCACUCGCUAACGCUAAGGACCUCGCUAAUUGGCUGAACAUUGGCGAAAUGGGAUUGUACAAUUUUAGACCUUCAGUUCGACCGGUUCCAUUGGAGGUGCACAUCUCGGGGCACGCGGGCCGCCACUACUGCCCGCGCAUGCUGUCCAUGAACAAGCCCACGUUCCAGGCCGUGCGCGCGCACUCGCCCGCCGCGCCCGCGCUCGUCUUCGUGUCCAGCCGCCGCCAGACCAGAUUAACAGCAUUGGACUUGAUAGCAUAUUUGGCAGCAGAAGACAAUCCUAAACAGUGGUUACACAUGCAAGAAUCAGAGAUGGAACAAAUCCUAUCGAAUAUUCGAGAGUCAAACCUUAAACUGACACUAGCAUUCGGUAUCGGUAUCCAUCACGCCGGGCUUCACGAGAAAGAUCGCACUACUGUUGAAGAACUAUUCAUUAAUCAAAAGAUACAGGUUCUAAUUUGCACAGCAACAUUAGCUUGGGGAGUUAAUUUCCCCGCACAUUUGGUAGUUAUCAAGGGCACGGAAUACUUCGACGGGAAACAGAAGAGAUAUGUGGAUAUGCCAAUCACUGAUGUUCUGCAAAUGAUGGGCAGGGCUGGCCGACCACAGUACGACAACGAAGGUGUAGCAGUGGUGUUAGUUCACGACCAAAAGAAAAACUUCUACAAAAAAUUCCUUUACGAACCAUUCCCAGUCGAAUCCAACUUACUGGCAGUGUUAGCUGAUCACUUGAACGCUGAAAUUGUUGCUGGUACUGUUCAAACUAAACAAGAUAUCUUAGAUUACUUGACGUGGACUUAUUUCUUCCGUCGUUUGCUGAAGAAUCCUUCAUAUUAUAAUCUGGAAAGCUUGGAUCCUCAAGAUAUUAACUUUUAUCUGUCUAACUUAGUACAAACAUCGUUAGAUGCACUAGCCAAUGCUAACUGUGUGGAAAUCGAGGAGGACCAACGCACAGUCAACUCUACCUGGAUGGGUCGCAUCGCGUCGUACUACUAUCUCUCCCACAAGACGAUGGCGCACUUUAACUCGCAUUUACAGAGCAAUCUCGAUUUUGAUAAUUUAUUGAGAAUUUUAUCCGAUUCAGAGGAAUAUGCGACGUUACCCGUACGACAUAAUGAAGAUAUCCUUAACGGUGAAUUAUCUAAAUUGUGUCGCCUCCCAGUGGACCCUCUAACUUUGGACUCGUCUAAUGUUAAAGCGUUCCUUUUACUCCAAGCUCACUUAACCAGACUUCCAUUACCAAAUACGGAUUAUUUGACUGACACCAAAUCAGUAUUGGACCAAACUAUCAGGAUUAUACAGGCUAUGAUAGAUACAUCCGCGGAGAAUGGCUGGCUGGCUGUGUGUUUGUCCUGUCAGAUUCUAAUGCAAUGUAUAGUUCAAGCCAGAUGGCCCUCUGACUCGCCUUUGACCACUCUGCCUCACAUAGAGUCCCAACAUUUAUACAUAUUCUUGCAAAUGGAAAGAGAGUUCAAAAAGCCGUGUACAAUCUUAAACGGUUUGAAAGUGGCUUGUAAUAGAAAUUAUGAACUACUAGCUAGGUAUAUGAGACGAGAAUUUGAAGAAAGUCAAAUUGAACAGGUUCAUAGGGCAGUUUGCGACUUACCGACUUUGGAUCUUACUUUCCACGUGCGAGGUUUGUGGUACGACGCAGACCACGAACAGGACAAGCGACUCCGACAGCCGCCUCCGAAGGACCAGUGGAUUCCUUUACACGCAGAUCAGGAAUACACUCUCGUGAUUGACAUGGGCCGACGUGGUGGCAACCCUAAUAAUGUUUUGUGCCCUCGGUUCCCUCGCAACAAGAACGAGGGUUGGUUUAUAACACUCGGCUCCAUCGAGUAUGGAGAGCUACACGCCCUUAAGCGGGUUCCGGCUAAGGGAACUACACACGUUACCUUCUACACGCCUUCUAAUACAGGGAGAAUUAUAUACACGGUGUAUAUAAUGAGCGACAGUUAUUUAGGAUUGGAUCAGCAGUACGACCUACAAUUUGAACUAAUUGAUCCACUACCAGCCGAAACAGUGGACAAAGUGUAUGACACUACAGAUAAAGUUAUUAUUGAAUAAUAUGUAAUAUACGUGUAUAUUAUUAUUAAGUGUACAUUAUGUGCUAUUAAAUAAAUUACCUA